CCUAGCGCUGCAGUGGCAGGGGACCUCUUUGGGGUUGGGGGCUGUGACGUGGAGGAGGGACGAAGGAUUCAGGUCCUGGUGCCCAGAGUUACAGGUUGGAAGAAACUUGUCCAGCUUUGAGGCGCAGGCGCGCCGGAGUUAACUCCAAACCCUCACCGGUGCGGGCACGAAAGGGUGCGGAGCAGUAUACAGAGCUCUACAUACACACAGAACGCAGAGCGAGAAAAGGAGGGGGCGAGGGAAGGCAGGUUCCGCCUCCCCUGGCCCGCGUGCACACACACGCCCACCGCAGUUCGGGCUGUCGGAGCGCGGGCGAGUGUGAGCGCGGGCGAGUGUGAGCGCGAGUGUGCGCACGCCGCGGGAGCCACUCUGCCCUCACCUCGCACCCUGCUCAGGGCAUCUUGAGAGCCUGGAACCGUGAACAGGCUUAAAGUAUGGCAUGUUGCAAAGAUGGUUUCUGCCAAGAAGGUACCCGCGAUCGCGCUGUGCCUCGGGGUCAGUUUCGCCCUCCUGCGCGUUCUGUGCCAGGCGGCUUGUUUAAACGAAUCCCCAGAAGAGAACGAAAAGGAGGAGAAAUUGUGCCCGGAAAAUUUUACCCGCAUCCUGGACAGUUUGCUCGAUGGUUAUGACAACAGGCUGCGUCCUGGAUUUGGGGGUCCUGUCACAGAAGUUAAAACUGAUAUAUAUGUCACCAGUUUUGGACCUGUUUCUGAUGUUGAAAUGGAAUAUACAAUGGAUGUGUUCUUCAGACAGACAUGGAUUGACAAAAGGCUAAAAUAUGAUGGCCCUAUUGAAAUUUUGAGAUUGAAUAACAUGAUGGUAACAAAAGUGUGGACCCCUGAUACUUUCUUCAGGAAUGGAAAGAAAUCUGUCUCACAUAAUAUGACAGCCCCAAAUAAACUUUUCAGAAUUAUGAGAAAUGGUACUAUUUUAUACACAAUGAGACUCACUAUAAGUGCGGAGUGUCCCAUGAGAUUGGUGGAUUUUCCCAUGGAUGGUCAUGCGUGCCCUUUGAAAUUCGGGAGUUAUGCAUAUCCAAAGAGUGAGAUGAUUUAUACCUGGACAAAGGGUCCUGAGAAAUCAGUGGAAGUGCCAAAGGAGUCUUCCAGCUUAGUUCAGUAUGAUCUGAUUGGGCAAACGGUAUCAAGUGAGACUAUCAAAUCGAUUACAGGUGAAUACAUUGUUAUGACAGUUUACUUCCACCUCAGACGGAAGAUGGGCUAUUUUAUGAUUCAGACAUAUAUCCCAUGCAUUAUGACGGUGAUUCUUUCUCAAGUUUCAUUCUGGAUUAAUAAGGAAUCAGUUCCAGCUAGGACUGUAUUUGGAAUAACCACAGUCCUCACUAUGACCACACUAAGCAUCAGUGCAAGGCAUUCUUUGCCCAAAGUGUCCUACGCUACCGCCAUGGAUUGGUUCAUAGCCGUCUGCUUUGCUUUUGUAUUUUCGGCCCUUAUUGAGUUUGCUGCUGUAAACUAUUUCACUAAUAUUCAAAUGCAAAAAGCCAAAAAGAAAACAUCAAAAUCUUUUCCGGAAAUUCCAGCUGCACCUGUGCCCAGUGAGAAGCAGCCUGAAGCUCCUCUGCAGAAUACAAAUGCCAAUUUGAACAUGAGAAAAAGAACAAAUGCUUUGGUUCACUCGGAACCUGAUGUUGGCAAUAAAACUGGAGUGGGAAACCAUUUGAGUAAAUCUACCCCUAGUGUUGAAGAGUCUUCUGAGGCCACACCGAAGUCAUACUUAGCUUCCAGUCCAAACCCUUUUAGCCGGGCCAAUGCAGCUGAGACAAUAUCCGCUGCAAGAGGACUUCAUUCUGCUCCUUCUUCGACUCCCAGCCGAACUGGGUGUGUGUCAGGACAACCUGCAGUUGGAUCUGCUGCAACACGCCACGUAUUUGGAUCGAGAUUGGAGCGGGUUAAGACCACAGUGAAUACUACAGCGGCUUCUGGGAAGUUGUCAGCUGCAACUCCUCCUCCUGCUCCGCCGCCUUCUGGGUCUGGCACAAGUAAAAUAGACAAAUAUGCCCGCAUUCUCUUUCCAGUCACAUUUGGGGCAUUUAACAUGGUCUAUUGGGUUGUUUAUUUAUCUAAGGACACUAUGGAGAAAUCAGAAAGUCGAAUGUAAUUUUAUUGCUAUAAUAGUAUCCUAAAAGCUGAUGAAAAUGCAGACUGUCUUUUUAAAUGUUUUUAAAAAUGAUUAUUCUUUGCUAAAAUAAAAAUUCUACAUAAUAUUUCCAUUUAAAAAAUGCAAGCCAGUUAUUGAGAGAGUUAAUUAAUUCCUCAGUGAAGAGAAUGUGAACCAUCUUUCUUUUCAGAAUGAUUAUUUAAAAAGGAUCUAUUCAGUGUUCAAAUUAGAUGGAAUACAGACUAUCCUGGAACAAGAAAUAGGGCUAUUAGAGAUAUGUGAUGCAUAUUUUUGCAUUGAAAUUUGAAAA
Molecule: messenger RNA, 2428 nt
Organism: Octodon degus (degu)
Lineage: Eukaryota; Metazoa; Chordata; Mammalia; Rodentia; Octodontidae
Gene: Gabra4
Product: gamma-aminobutyric acid type A receptor alpha4 subunit
Exons: 9
Coding region: 451-2118 (555 amino acids)
Biological process (GO): nervous system process; gamma-aminobutyric acid signaling pathway; regulation of postsynaptic membrane potential
Cellular component (GO): neuron projection; postsynapse; synapse
Molecular function (GO): benzodiazepine receptor activity; transmitter-gated monoatomic ion channel activity involved in regulation of postsynaptic membrane potential; GABA-A receptor activity
Source: RefSeq, a predicted model, not a curated record